Messenger RNA from Zingiber officinale, 1272 nucleotides. Its product is annotated as MDIS1-interacting receptor like kinase 2-like. Gene Ontology annotation, biological process: protein phosphorylation. The transcript is spliced from 2 exons. Gene Ontology annotation, molecular function: protein kinase activity; ATP binding. The coding region runs from base 1 to 1158 and encodes 385 amino acids. The record is from RefSeq and is a predicted model, not a curated record. Lineage: Eukaryota; Viridiplantae; Streptophyta; Magnoliopsida; Zingiberales; Zingiberaceae.
AUGCCUUCUGAUCCCGAUCAUAAAGCAGAAAAUGGAUUCCGAGUUAUUAUCUUCAUCUCUGUUCCAAUCUGUUUGGCGAUGGCAGUCGCAGUCAUAUACGUCUGCGUUCGUGGUCGUCGCAAAAGAAUACACGCGCUGAAGCAAGAAGAAAAAGGUGAAAUCAGAAAUAACAACUUGGAUUUGUUCUCAAUCUGGAACUACGACGGGAGGACGGUGUUCGGCGACAUCAUCGACGCGACGGAGGACUUCGACGACGCCUACUGCCUCGGCGUCGGCGCCAGCGGCAGCGUGUACCAAGCAGAGCUCCCGACGGGGCAGGUGGUGGCCGUGAAGCGGUUCCACUUCGCAGACGGCGACCGCGGCGGCGGGGGGCUGCUGCUGGACGAAAAGGGAUUCAGGAACGAGAUCAAGGCGCUGACGCGGCUGCGGCACCGCAACGUGGUGAAGCUGUACGGCUUCUGCGCGCACUCGAAGUGGAUGUUCCUGGUGUGCGAGCACAUGGCGAGGGGGAGCCUGGCGGAGAUGCUGGAGCACGACGGCCGGGCGGCGGAGCUGGGCUGGGAGAGGCGGGCGGCGGCGGCGAGGGACGUCGCCGACGCCCUCAGCUACCUGCACCACGACUGCAGCCCCCCGGUGGUGCACCGCGACGUGUCCAGCAAGAACGUGCUGUUCGAUGCGGAGUUCAGGGCCUGCCUCUCCGAUUUCGCCACCGCCAAGCUCAUCAAGCUCGACUCCUCCAACUGGUCCGCGCUGGUCGGAACCCUCGGAUACCUAGCACCAGAGCUGGCUUACACGAUGAAGGUGACAGAGAAAUGUGAUGUGUACAGCUUUGGCGCGGUGGCGCUCGAGCUUCUCCUGGGAAGGCACCCAGGGGAGCUCAUUUUGUCUCUGUCUUCGUCGGAGUCGAGCGAUGAGCAGUCUGCGCUACUGCUGAGAGAUGUGUUGGAUCCGCGCCUUCCGUUUCCCGACGAAGACCGCGGCCUGGCGGAGAAGAUUGUGAGAGUGGCGGCGACCGCGUUAGCGUGCGUGCGCGUCGAUCCAAAGUCCAGGCCGUCCAUGAGAAGCGUGGCUCAUGAGCUGCGGAAAGAGAAGAUGCCCACUCCUCUUCAACACGGUCAAACCGUCAGCUUGUCUCAGUUGAAGCAUUUUAAGCUCUAGGCAAUCGGACUGGAAUCCUGUAGGCGCACUUUAGCACAUAUGAUCGCAUCGUGUAAAACUCACUAAAUUAAAAAGUUAUUUUUUAAUAUGACAAAAGUUGAUUUGUUCGGUUUA